Pelobates fuscus (common spadefoot toad) is the source of this 920-nucleotide messenger RNA. RefSeq names its product inducible T cell costimulator ligand (gene ICOSLG). The transcript has 5 exons. Lineage: Eukaryota; Metazoa; Chordata; Amphibia; Anura; Pelobatidae. Bases 122 to 868 code for a protein of 248 amino acids. Gene Ontology annotation, biological process: immune response; regulation of cytokine production; T cell receptor signaling pathway. Gene Ontology annotation, molecular function: signaling receptor binding. Gene Ontology annotation, cellular component: external side of plasma membrane. The record is from RefSeq and is a predicted model, not a curated record.
UGGGAGUGAGAAUCGGCUCGGCUGGGAGGCGGGAACUAGGAAGUGAAAGUAAGAAAGAAGCAAAGCAGAGCUCGGGCAAGACUGGUCAGCGGUGCAGUGAGUGGGGAGCUGUCAUCAGGGAAUGUCUCUCUCAACAAGAUUGCUGCCUGUUUUUCUCUGGACUCUCAUAUCGGUGUGGAAGUUCAGCACUGGACUGGUUGGCAGACUUGGAGGAGCAGUAGAUAUGCCCUGUUUGUACAAACCAUUAUCUUACGAUCUUGAAAAACUCCUGGUUUACUGGCAGAAGGGCAACCCUAACUCUUCAGAUUUAAUGGUCAUUCAGCUUCAUAAUGGCCAGAUAACAGACACUUACCAGAAUUACCAAGGACGAGUUUAUAUGGAUCCGACUAUGAUGCUGGAAGGUAACUUUACACUCCACCUGAAGGAUCUGUCCUUGAACGACAGUGGGAACUAUAAGUGUAUCAUCAUGUUGAACACCCCAGUCAUACAAAUGUUAAAUCAGAUCUACACAGAACUGGAGGUAGCAGCUCCAUUCAGCAUACCAGUGGUUACACACCCUGUGGAAGGGCAGCUGAAAUAUGGUCAGGAGGUGACGCUGACGUGCACAUCAUACGGUGGGAAACACCAGCCCAUGAUCAUAUGGCUAAACUCCAGUGAAGGCUCUGAGCUGAUUGUGGAUCAAAAACUCAAUUCCAUGGAGCUUUCCAGUGGCACACUUAAUGUCACCAGCACUGUCACACUCAACAUCACUGCCCCUCUCAAUGUUACGUGCAUAAUACGAACUCCAGAGGAGAAUGUUACCUCCCAGCAAUGCAAGUUAUUUGUCCUGAUUUUAUGUAAAGAGUGGAAUUAUGGAGAAAUGAGAUGAGGAGAUAUAAGAGGGUUUAAUGAGGGAUCUCAAACUCUGGCCCAUGCAGAUG